GUUUGAGGUUAAGUCAAGAGAUGUUUUUGUCUUGUAAAGUAGCAUUUAUUGCUAAUUUCAAGCAUUUUUACACAAAACUAAAAGAAUAACUCUGUCAUUAUCAAAAAACGAUCCUUUUCUGUUCCAAGACAUGGCAGAGUCCGAAAUGCGAUCAAAAAAACUCGUCCAUGAGGGAUGUACGAUCUAUAAAGAAAAACCCUUUGUUUACGUCCUAAGUUCGAAAUUGCGGACGGAAUAUUGCGAUUCUUGUCUCAAAAAGGGGCAAUUUAUGAAAUGUUCUGGGUGCCACUAUGUGUAUUAUUGUGGAAAAGUGUGUCAAAAAGAAGGUUGGAGUGUGCAUAAAACAGAAUGUAGGAAUUUGAAACGAGUAGCCCCUAGGAUUUUACCGGAUGCGGCGAGGUUUAUCGCGAGAUUAAUUCAUGUUUUGAGGAAAGGGGGCGAUUUGGUCAAGUCUUAUUAUUUGGAAAAUUGUUUUAGGAUGUAUAAAGAUUUAAUGUCGCAUUAUCCAAACAUAAAAGGAGAUCACCAGAGAAUGGAACAUUUUACGUCACUGUGUGCAGUCUUAUUUGAUUUUUUAGGCGACGAUAGUCUUCCAAAUUCGGCUGAAUUGAUGGGAAUGUAUGGACGAAUGUGUAUAAACAGCUUUAACAUAAUUGAUCAAGAAUUACAAUGUAUAGGAACAGGAAUGUAUUUAGGAGCUUCUGUAAUUGACCAUUCGUGUAGUCCUAAUGCUGUAGCAAUUUUCGAUGGACCAGUUUUAUCCAUUCGCGCUUUACAAACUUUUCAGUAUUUAGAUUGGUCUCAGAUAAGAAUUAGUUAUAUUGACAUUUUAAACACAACGAAAGAUCGCCAAAAUGAAUUAGAAGCUGCUUAUUAUUUUUUAUGCAAAUGUCCCAAAUGUCUCGAACCUGAGCCACCUGAAAUAAACGCAGCUGCUUGUCCCAAUGAAAAGUGUGACAAUUAUAUCGAUGCAGAAAUUAUAACUCCUGGCGAAAAAUGCACGAAAUGUGACACAAUAAUAACAGAAUUAUUCUUAAAACGUUUCAAAGAAGUAGUUGAAUUUACCGAUUUGCAUUUACAAAACAUGAAACAGCUGGCUUAUUUUGACGUUUGUGAGAUUUGUUUGAAAAAACAAAAAGGUGUCUUACACAAAUUUAACGUAAAAUACGUCAAGACCCUCGAUUUGGCAUUUCAGUCGAGUAUUGACUUUCAAAAAUGGGAUUUUGCCAGAAAAUUCGCCCUUGAGCUCGUUGACGCUUUUUAUAAAUACUACGGACAAGUGCAUCCGAUAACUGGGUUAUUGCACUUGAAGUUGGGAAAAAUUCUGCUUUUUGAAGAAAAUGACAACUUGGCACUGGAACAUUUGACGAAGGCUUAUCAGAUUUUGAAAAUUACGCAUGGGAUUAGUAAUAAUUUGUUUAAAGAUGAGUUGGUACCAUUGAUGCAACAAGCACGGGCGGCAGUGACAAAUCAAAACGUUUAAGUAAAUUAGAAAAAAAAGUUUUUUAGUAACGAUUCAAGAAUAAACAAAAUUCGAUAUUUAUGUGUAUAAUUGGUUGCCUGUCUACCUCAUUUGGAAGGAUUUAAAUAAAAUUUGUUUUUUAUUUA
Tribolium madens (black flour beetle) is the source of this 1608-nucleotide messenger RNA. It is a transcript of the gene Smyd3, whose product is annotated as histone-lysine N-methyltransferase SMYD3. The record is from RefSeq and is a predicted model, not a curated record. Gene Ontology annotation, molecular function: protein binding. NCBI's taxonomy places the organism in Eukaryota, Metazoa, Arthropoda, Insecta, Coleoptera, Tenebrionidae. The transcript has 8 exons. Gene Ontology annotation, cellular component: nucleus. The coding region runs from base 131 to 1483 and encodes 450 amino acids.